Lottia gigantea (owl limpet) is the source of this 1330-nucleotide messenger RNA. RefSeq lists its product as hypothetical. Gene Ontology annotation, molecular function: protein binding. The annotation marks the transcript as partial. Lineage: Eukaryota; Metazoa; Mollusca; Gastropoda; Lottiidae. The transcript is spliced from 4 exons. The record is from RefSeq and is a predicted model, not a curated record.
UCUAUAAGUCUUGUUUUCGCUUCAUGAGUUUCUCUGUUCCUGUAUUUAACAUGUUUUUUAAUGUACCUUCAUUUUCAUUUCUCUUUAGCAAUACCGGUACCUGACUUCAUGGAAUCUACUUUCGUUUUUCGAGAUUUUGAUUAUCUUUCCUUACUUUUUGAUCUGUCAAAGGCGUUUUUGCGGGCCGAUUCGAUUUUAAGCAUUUGUGAUCAAGGUAGGUUAAGCUAAUCGAUACAUUUUUGAGAAAGUUUACCUAAACUGAUUAGCUAAUCAUUCUAAUCGUCCCAAUCGUAUUAACAAUAAUAAUAAUAAUCAAAAUUCGCAUUUGUAGACCACUGCAAAUCGUACUAGCAAAUCGAAACCGAAUCAAAUCGGUCGACAAGAACGCCUCAAGACUCAAGUGUAGAGGGCGCCACAUAACGCCGCUUGGUCACUGAAGAAAACUAAACUCGCGGAAACUUUUCGAUCUAACAACUUCCUUAAAGACAUAUCUGGUGUUUCUUACUUAAACCAUGGAAAUAUGCUGAGUGAAGAUUUUUUGUCUUGUUUUUCCAUAAUUAACAACCGAUUAUUAGAUUUAGCAGGUUCUUCUGAAUUUCAACGUUCAACAUUUGCAAAAAUGGAUGAACCAAAACAUCCAAAACGUGAAAUGGGAAGGAAAGAAAAUCAUGCAGUUAAAAUACAAGAUAUCCUUUAUGAACAAUUUGUUUCGGAAUCUGAAUUUUGUGAUGUCACACUACUUGUGGGAGAUGAGAAAGUAAAGGCUCAUUGGUGUAUAUUAGUGUCUUGUCCAUUUUUUCAAUCUUUACAUGAUAGUGGAAUGAAGGAGUCUUUUGAAGUAAAGAUAAGAUUGAAUUAUGGAACACCAUGGGCAAUGAAAGAAGCAUUAAAGUUUCUAUAUCUUGGAACUAUCAGUGUGACAUAUGAUAAAAUCAAAGAGCUACUGGAGGCUGCGGAAUAUCUUCAAAUAACAGACCUUAAAAAAUGUUGUAAUGACUACCUUUGCAUGACUGAAAUUAAUGAAGAAAAUUGUGUCCAGUUAUCUCUGCUCUCCAGCUUGUAUGAUUUGGACUUGUAUAAUAGUGCGUUUAAAUUCCUUCGUGGUCAUUUACCUACAGUGUUAAAGGGAGAAGACGCAUUGACUCUUACCAAGGACUCUGUGAUGUCGUUGCUUACUGAUGAAACCUUGACAUAUGUACCUCAAGAAACAUUUUUGGAAUUUAUUACAAAAUGGACAGAACAGGAUGAGGAUUUUCGUUCUGAGUUUUUUAAAGAAUUAUUUCUAGCUUUAAAUCUUCAAAAUAUUCCUAAAUCUGUGCUUAUUGACAAU